Salvelinus fontinalis (brook trout) is the source of this 1830-nucleotide messenger RNA. RefSeq names its product gastrula zinc finger protein XlCGF17.1-like. Gene Ontology annotation, cellular component: PcG protein complex; transcription regulator complex. The record is from RefSeq and is a predicted model, not a curated record. Lineage: Eukaryota; Metazoa; Chordata; Actinopteri; Salmoniformes; Salmonidae. The coding region runs from base 36 to 959 and encodes 307 amino acids. Gene Ontology annotation, molecular function: RNA polymerase II cis-regulatory region sequence-specific DNA binding; DNA-binding transcription factor activity, RNA polymerase II-specific. The transcript has 2 exons. Gene Ontology annotation, biological process: regulation of transcription by RNA polymerase II.
GUCGUGCCUCUCCCGGUAGCACCUUACUGCUGGGUAUGAAGAGGUUGUCUGUACAGCUGGUGGACUGCAGGAAAACAACGGGGCUGAGUGGAACUGUGAGAGGAGGAGAAGAGAAGAAAGGAUCAGAUUUGACACAUCAAAGAGAAAGACCACACUCAGAGGAACCAGAGCCAGGGAUGUCCAAACCAACAAGAAGACACCAGUGUUCCCACUGUGGAAAGUGUUUUAACCAGUUAGGGAACCUGAAACAACACGAGAGAAUACACACAGUUGAGAAGCCUUACCACUGCUCAGAGUGUGGAAAGUGUUUCAACCGGCCAGGGGAUCUGAAAAAACAUGAGAGAAUACACACAGGGGAGAAGCCUUACCACUGCUCCCAGUGUGGAAAGAGUUUUGACCAAUUAUGGAGCCUGAAAGUUCAUGAGAUAAUACACACAGGGGAGAGGCCUUACCACUGCUCCCAGUGUGGCAAAUGUUUUUACCAUUUAGGGAACCUGAAACAACAUGAGAGAAUACACACAGGGGAGAAGCCUUACCACUGCUCCCAGUGUGGCAAGUGUUUUUACCAGUUAGGGAACCUGAAACUACAUGGGAGAAUACACACAGGGGAGAAGCCUUACCACUGCUCCCAGUGUGGAAAGAGUUUUAACCAAUUAUGGAGCCUGAAAGGUCACGAGAUAAUACACACAGGGGAGAAGCCUUACCACUGCUCCCAGUGUGGCAAGUGUUUCAACCGGUCAGGGGAUCUGAAAAAACAUGAGAGAAUACACACAGGGGAGAAGCCUUACCACUGCUCCCAGUGUGGUAAGAAGUUUAACCAUUUAUUUAACCUGAAAAGACAUGAGAGAUUACACACAGGGGAGAAGCCUUACCACUGCUCCCAGUGUGGAAAGUGUUUCAACCAGUCAGGGGAACUGAAAACACAUGAGAGAAAACACACAGGGGUGUUCCCAGUGUGAAAAAAGUGUUAAACCUAACACCUACUUGAAAAAACAUAGCAGAAUACACACAGGGUAGAAGUCUUACAAAUGCUCAGACUGUGGAAAGACAUAUUACUCAUCAGUCACUUAAAAGUCAUGUGAGAAUCCACACUGGAGAGAAUAAUUACUUCUCCUAGUGUGAAUAUUGAUAUUUAACAUCACAUUGGCUUAAUUAGUCCAGUGUGUAAAUUGAUAUUUUACAUCACAUUAACUUAAAAUUCAUCAGAGAACAUACACAGUGCUCCCGUUGUCUUAUAUUGUUGACUGAUAAUGUGUUUACCUGUUUUUACCAUAUGAAAUUAAAUGGUACAAGGUAUACUCAAAUGUAUUUGUAUGUUUUUAUUAGAAAACAUGAAGUGAAUAUGGAGUAUUUCAGUUUGAAUAUAGAGUAGAUCAGAUUCCAUGUGUUUAAAUGGUCCUUUUUAAAACUCUGUGUUUGUGUUUAUCUGGGUGUGUCUUUCCUCCAGCACUACAGAUAAUACAGUGAUAUUUGGAUGUGAUGCAUUUGUUCCAUUGUUUACAUUUGCAUUGUUUGCCCACUGAUGAUUUAAUGAAAUGAAAAUAUUCACAGAUUCUGUAAUGGAAAAUGUUAAUUGUAUGUGUCCACAUAACUGAGUAUGUGACUAACCUUGUGAAACUGACCUAUUAUAAUCUCCUGUUCCUGGGAGUAUCAUCCCGUGUUGCAAACCAGCUGCACCUGCAUCCUUGUAUGAAUAAAGUCCCUCCCAGGAACAGGAAACUAUAAAGAUAUGUGCUCAUCACCCAAUGCUUCAGGAAUUCAGACUGUCUACACUGCACUGUGUAACUCUGUUAUUCUCUCUGAGCUCAGAAAUAAAGAUUCUUGGUUUGA